Molecule: messenger RNA, 1113 nt
Organism: Hypoxylon fragiforme
Lineage: Eukaryota; Fungi; Ascomycota; Sordariomycetes; Xylariales; Hypoxylaceae
Product: glycoside hydrolase family 76 protein
Exons: 1
Coding region: 1-1113 (370 amino acids)
Biological process (GO): carbohydrate metabolic process
Source: RefSeq, a predicted model, not a curated record
AUGUUGUCGCAACUACCAUGGCUGACAACAUGUUGCCUCCUCUUACUCUCCACCCCCAUAUCCGGGGCCCUGAUCCGUCGCGAUAACCUCAACACGACGCGCGCCGCCGUAGACGCCAUGAUGACGCUCUACGACCCGACAACCGGGCUCUGGGACCCGAGCAGCAACGGGUCGUCGUGGUGGCAGAGCGGCGUCGCGCUGUGGAUCCUCGCGGACUACAUGGUGCGGACCGGCUCGCGGGCGUACCUCGUGCAAGCCGAGAACACGGUCGCGAUCCAGCGCGCGCCGCUAUCCUGGUGGCCGGAGGGCGGCGGCGACUUCCGCGCCGACAGCACCGACGACACAGGCUGGUGGGCCCUCGCCAUGACCAGCAUGUACCAGCUCACCGGCGACGACAUGUACCUGGCCAUCGCGCGCGAGGACGAGGCGUACAUGUACGCGUACUGGAACACCACCACGUGCGGCGGCGGGCUCAUCUGGAACAUACCCGCGGGCACCUACCACAACGCGAUCAGCAACGAGCUGUACCUGCAGCUGACGGCGCGGCUGCACAACCUGAUCCCCGGCGACACGCUGUACCUGAACCGGAGCCUGCAGGAGUGGAGCUGGUUCAACCGCAGCGGGAUGGUCAACGCGCAGGGGCUCGUCAACGACGGGCUGACGGACAACGCGGCGUGCGUCAACAACGGGAUGCCGACGUGGACGUACAACCAGGGCGUCGUCCUCGGCGGGCUCGUCGAGCUGCACGCCGCGACCGGCGACGGCACCUACCUGUCCGCGGCGCGGCGCAUCGCCGACGCCGUGCUCGCGAGCGCGUCGCUGGUGCAGGGCGGCGUGCUGACGGAGCCCUGCGCGUCCGAGGAGGAGUGCGAGCCCAACGGCACGGCGUUUAAAGGGAUCUUCGCCAAGGAGCUCGGACGCCUCGACGCGGCGCUCGCGGAUCGGCCGUACGCGGCGUUUCUGGAGGGCAAUGCGAGGGCGGCGCACGCGAAUGCGCGGAAUGCGUCGGCGGGGAACUACUACGGGUUUAGGUGGCAGGGCCCGUUUGACAGGGUCACGGUGGGGUCGCAGGAGGCGGCGGUGGGGCUGCUGAUGGCGGCGUAUUUGGAGUGA